GAAUGAAUGAACAACAGGAUGUACCCUGGUAUGUCGAACCUGACAGGGGUAGAAUAUCGGCUCCGGUACUUCAUCUAGAUUUGAAAAGAAGGAUACUGUAGACAUACUGCUCGAAGGGGCGGGCUAUAGCACAGUUGUUAUUCGUGGGGGUGCACUGGUAAAAGCGCGACUCUAGGCGGGAUUUGAAGAAUAAAUACGUACUGCACCUGCACCAAUGGCCAUGUCAACCCCUUGCCCUGGUGCAUGGCAACGCCUACUGCCAUGACAGGCGGCACAGAUUCACCUGCAUGGGUACCUUACUACCUGUGGUGUUCCCUUGGUUUGAAGAAGCUAGUUUGUGUGGUGCAUUCAUUAUCUAGGUGCCGAUUACUGUACGUUGGCUACUCGCAUGCGACCAGCGAGGGCAUGUCAGACUCCAGGGAACAGCUAUCAUUUUGACAAGAAACUCAGUUCAUCAGGUGGAGUUAAUCACCGUUGCACAAGGUGGGUGACGUGACUGGGUGCCACUGUCCAGUGAAAGACAAUGACGUAGGGAGUGUUCGGAGACAUUCGAGUAACUGGGAAUUAUUCACAGGCUGAAACUUUAUCACUUUCUCAAAGUUGUUGGUGAU
Messenger RNA from Aspergillus welwitschiae, 611 nucleotides. RefSeq lists its product as uncharacterized. NCBI's taxonomy places the organism in Eukaryota, Fungi, Ascomycota, Eurotiomycetes, Eurotiales, Aspergillaceae. The record is from RefSeq and is a predicted model, not a curated record. The coding region runs from base 244 to 438 and encodes 64 amino acids. The transcript is spliced from 2 exons.